AUGAGGUUUAAAUCUGUUUCAAAGCCUUGGUCAUGCUUAAUUUGUUCCCAAUACUUCAUCAACCUUUUCCACAAGGCGUCAUCAAAGCCGUCCUCGCGUGUAUACAUGUGGUUGGGCUUGGACAACAAAAACAUAUUACUAUCGUCCUCGUAUUCUCAUGACUCGGACAACGGUACCACCAUGUCUUCCUUUGUAAUUGACCAAGAUUUGACAAUCCCUGCGAUGCAGGGCUACUCCGUCUCUCAAGUUUUUCGUGGUUUGAUGUGCUUUGUAAACGGUUCAAGUGCACAAAUAUAUAACACUACCACUAGGCAACUUGUCGUUUUACCUACAAUAGAGGAAUCCAAGAUCAUACUUGAAGAUCACAAGAAGAAGAAUGUAAAGUACCUUAUAGGACACGAUUCUGCUCAUGAUCAGUAUAAAGUGGUUUGCACAGUUUCAAGACCCAGCCAUGACAAAGGUGGGCCGUCCGCAACAUACAUGUCAGAGCAUUGGGUCUUGCUACUAGGAGGACAUGAAUUAAGUCGAUGGAGAAAGAUUUCAAGCCCAUGUCCACCACAUUGUCCUAUAAAACAAGGAUUGACUAUCAAUGGGUAUAUGUAUUACCUAGCUUUCGUUGGUUUGCCUUAUUAUGCGCUUGUGCGUUUCGAUAUGAGUUCUGAAGAAAUCAGUAUUCUCCAAAAACCUGAGGAUGCUUGGCAUCAUUGUUGUACCGAUAUUAUAGAAUACGGUGGAAGAGUAGCUCUUUUACAACGUAUCCAUUUUUAUGACGAUGGUGAGAUGGAUCUAUGGGUUAUGGAAGAUGUAGAGGAGAAUAGGUGGUCGUCAAUGAAGACUGUGGUGCUGCAUUCUUCUCAAAUGAAUAUGGUGAACAUGCAUUUAGUCAAUGAAGACAUGAAUUUGAGGGUAAAAGGUACAACUAGAAACGGUGAGGUUAUUUUGGUACCUCAAAAUAUAAUUAGUGCUCAAACCGGUGAGCUUAUCGUUCAACCUCAGUGCACGACUCUUUUCUACGUUUUUCUUUACAAUCUACAAGAGAAUCGUUUGAGGAAAGUUGAAAUCAAAGACCCAUCAGAUCGCUAUCUCACCAAAAUUUGGGACGUUAUUGGAUUCGAUGAUGUUGAGAACUUAAUGUAUCUCUAA
Messenger RNA from Arabis nemorensis, 1143 nucleotides. NCBI's taxonomy places the organism in Eukaryota, Viridiplantae, Streptophyta, Magnoliopsida, Brassicales, Brassicaceae. The record is from the annotation of a GenBank genome assembly.